CGCAAUGGCAGUGCAAACCCUGGAGGCGCCAGUAAAGUAGGACUCUCCCUUCAAAAUAAAACACAAUCACGCCAAUUUCGCCCAAUUAAAAAUGGUUAGCCUAGCUACCUUAUUAACAUCAAUGACACGAUGCAAGAAACCUGUUAUUUAAUUGCAUAGUCGGUCACAACUAGCACACAUUAGCUAUGUUUUACGUGUGGCGUAACAAAACAGCGCACUUUGCGUUUGUUUGAAAGCACGGUCGAGAUGUCGCACUGAGGUAGCUUAUGUGCGCAAUAUAAUAGGAAAAUAGAAAAGGAAGAAUAGUGUUCAUUCUAAAAAAAAUUUUUGUUUGUUUUUUUGCACGAUUUAUUCAUAUCAGAUUCGGCGCUUAAAGAAAAACCACGGCGAAAUAGGAUUCAGCUGUGAAUCGUCGAAGAUGAAGGGGUUAAACAGGUGUAGCCGUUGCUACCGGCGAGUUGAGCUCAUCAUUGCAGCGGACAGAGUAUUGAGGGACAUUAAUCGACUCCGGCAGACUUGCAGGCUCGCAACUAGAAGGAACUAGAAGGUUCACAAAAAAAGCGGCGACGCCGGCGAUGGGAUGGGAAUGCGGACACAAUGGUAAAACCACACCGUCAUUAAUGACAGACAUGGAAUAACCGAGCACGCGUCAGCGUAAACAGACGGGAAUCGGGAGUUUCUUCUCUUUCGCGAGAUGACGUAAAAUUUGGACAAACGCGAGUCGCCUGGCACCAAGGGAAGUGAAAACUAUCUCGACCCCCCUUCUGCAUCGAUAAGUGGCGGUCGGCUCAGCUGCAGCGAGCCCGACGUCUCGGACAGAAUACUUCGAUGCUAGAAGUUUUGAAGUGUGUGUUUUCCCCCCGUGGAUUACAGUAUUCAACACAGAGUCCGUUAACCAUUUGAAGUGUCACCCGUCGCAACGGACACUUUGGCCGCAAAAAGUCUUCAAACUCUUUGGGGAGCAAGUCAGGAUGCCGGUUAGACGCGGGCACGUGGCACCGCAGAACACGUUCUUGGACACAAUCAUUCGGAAAUUCGAAGGCCAGAAUCGCAAGUUUGUCAUCGCCAACGCGCGGGUGGAGAACUGCGCCAUCAUCUUCUGCAAUGACGGCUUCUGCGGCAUGUGCGGCUACACGCGGGCCGAGGUCAUGCAGAAGCCGUGCACCUGCAACUUCCUGUACGGCCCGCGCACCAAGCGGCUCGCCGUGGUCCAGAUGGCCCAGGCGCUGCUGGGCUCCGAGGAGAGGAAGGUGGAGAUCGCCCUCUACAGCAAAGACGGCGUGUGCUUCCCCUGCAUGGUGGACGUGGUCCCAGUGAAGAACGAGGAGGGCGCCGUCAUCAUGUUCAUCCUCAACUUCGAGCUGGCGGCCGACGGCAAGCCGCUCGCCUCCCCGCACCGCGAAAUCCGCCGCAAGAUCCCCAUCCCCUGGAUCUCUGCAGGUCGGCGGUGUGGCUUUAAGCUCCGCCUCCCCCUGCUGGGCCCGGGGGGCGUCCGGAAACGCUCUCUGCGGGACGACCCGGAGGCGGGGGGCACUCGGGACACGUCCCACCUGGUCCAGGACGGGUCCCUGGCCCUGGGGGAGCUCCUGACCCCCCGGGAGCGCCCCCGCCGGGGUGGCCCCGCCCCGCUGUGGGCGGAGCGGCGGGCGGCGGACGGGAGGGCGACCCCCCCCUCGCCCUCACCCUCGGCCCCGGCCCCGCCCCUCCCGCUCCCCCUCCCGCUGCAGCUGCAGCUGCUGCAGUCGUCGCUGCGGCUGGACCGCGACGCCUCGCUGUCCAGCUGCAGCCUGACGCGCAGCCGCUCGCACCAGAGCCUGCAGAGCGCGCGCCACGCCUCCUCCGCCGACGACGUGGACAGCGCCCGGCUGGACCGCGACGGGAGGGCCCCCGCCCGCUGCGCCAGCACAGGUGCGGUGAACAGCAAGCCGGGCCUGCAGAACUCCACCUCGGACUCGGACCUGGCGCGCUUCCGGGCGCUCAGCGCCAUCCCCCAGAUCUCCCUGAACUUCGUGGACCUGAAGCCCGACCCCUUCGUGGCCCUGCCGGCCGGCGACGUGGACAUCCUGGCGCCCUGCAAGCUGAUGGACCGCACGCACAACGUCACCGAGAAAGUGACCCAGGUGCUGUCGCUGGGCGCGGACGUGCUGCCGGAGUACAAGCUGCAGGCGCCGCGCAUCCACAAGUGGACCAUCCUGCACUACAGCCCCUUCAAGGCCGUGUGGGACUGGCUGAUCCUGCUGCUGGUCAUCUACACCGCCAUCUUCACGCCCUACUCCGCCGCCUUCCUGCUCAGCGACGAGGAGGAGGCGGCCAUGCAGACCUGCGGCUACUCCUGCAGCCCGCUCAACGUGGUCGACCUCAUCGUGGACAUCAUGUUCGUCAUCGACAUCGUCAUCAACUUCCGCACCACCUACGUCAACGCCAACGACGAGGUGGUCAGCCAGCCCGGGCGCAUCGCCGUGCACUACUUCAAGGGCUGGUUCCUCAUCGACAUGGUGGCCGCCAUCCCCUUCGACCUGCUCAUCUACCGCUCGGGAGAGGAGACGACGACUCUGAUUGGCCUGCUGAAGACGGCCCGGCUGCUGCGAUUGGUGCGCGUGGCGCGGAAGCUGGACCGCUACUCGGAGUACGGCGCGGCGGUGCUCUUCCUGCUCAUGUGCACGUUCGCGCUCAUCGCCCACUGGCUGGCCUGCAUCUGGUACGCCAUCGGCAACGUGGAGCGCAACACGGACUCGCGCAUCGGCUGGCUGGACUCGCUGGGCGAGCAGCUGGGCAAGAGCUACAACGACUCGGUGCCCGCCUCCGGCCCGUCCAUCAAGGACAAGUACGUCACCGCCCUCUACUUCACCUUCAGCAGCCUGACCAGCGUGGGCUUCGGCAACGUCUCGCCCAACACCAACUCCGAGAAGAUCUUCUCCAUCUGCGUCAUGCUCAUCGGCUCGCUGAUGUACGCCAGCAUCUUCGGGAACGUGUCGGCCAUCAUCCAGCGGCUGUACUCGGGCACGGCGCGCUACCACACGCAGAUGCUGCGGGUUCGAGAGUUCAUCCGCUUCCACCAGAUCCCCAACCCACUGCGCCAGCGCCUGGAGGAGUACUUCCAGCACGCCUGGUCCUACACCAACGGCAUCGACAUGAACGCGGUGCUGAAGGGUUUCCCAGAAUGCCUGCAGGCGGACAUCUGCCUGCACCUGAACCGCACGCUGCUGCAGAACUGCAAGGCCUUCAAGGGCUCCACCAAGGGCUGCCUGCGCGCGCUCGCCAUGAAGUUCAAGACCACGCACGCCCCGCCCGGCGACACCCUGGUGCACGCCGGCGACGUCAUCACCGCCCUCUACUUCAUCUCCCGCGGCUCCAUCGAGAUCCUGCGCGGGGACAUGGUGGUGGCCAUACUGGGAAAGAACGACAUUUUCGGCGAGCCCAUCAACCUGUACGCGCGCCCGGGGAAGUCCAACGCGGACGUGCGGGCGCUGACCUACUGCGACCUGCACAAGAUCCACCGCGAGGACGUGCUGGAGGUGCUGGACAUGUACCCCGAGUUCUCCGACUACUUCUGGGGCAACCUGGAGAUCACCUUCAACCUGCGAGACUCCAACAUGAUCCCCGGGUCCCCGAGCAGCGGCGACUCGGACAGCGCCUCCUUCAGCCGGCUGCGCAGACGCAAGAUGUCCUUUCGCCGCCGCACCGAAAGAGACGCGGAGAACGCGGCCGGGGCCAAACAGCCCCAGAGGCCCGUCCGUCGGCCCCGGAAGCAGGGCGUGGGUAACCGCGGCGACGGGCGGAACGCGGAGCGGGAGGGGCCCCGGAGCUCCGACUCCUCCCCGUCGCGCUCCGUCGGCGGCGGCGGCGGCGAAGAGGACGAGGAGGAGGAGGAAGAGGAGGAGGAGGAGGAGACCGUGCUGGGCUGCCCCGCCCCUCCCUCGAUGCUCGACCUUCACGGGGCCCACCCCGGGGCCCCAAACUUCGGCGACGUCGAAGGAGACGGGGAGCCUCAGGGGGGGAACACGUGCAACUCGUUGUCAGGCGCCUUUUCCGGCGUCUCCAGCAUCUUCAGCUUCUGGGGGGAGAGCCGGGGGCGGCAGUACCAGGAGCUGCCCAGCCAGAGCCUGUCCUCGCCCCCCCCGCCGGACACCCCCCUGCGCUGCCUGACCCGCCAGCAGCGCAGCGGCCUGGAGAACCGGCUGGAGCUGCUGCAGAAACAGCUCAACAGGUUGGAGACGCGGAUGUCUGCGGACAUCGGCGCGAUCAUGCAGCUGCUGCAGAGGCAGAUGGCCAUCGUGCCCCCGUCCUACAGCACCGUGUCCUCCCCCCCCCAGCCGACCCCCCCAGGGCACCCCGCCACCCCCAACCCGGAGACAGAAACGCUGGCCUCUCUCUCUCAGAUCCUGGACUCCCAGGUCUGUGCGGGGGGGCCCUUAGCCACACCCCCCGAAUGUCUGUGGAGCGUCGCGAACCCGCCCCGGGACGGCCCGUCAGAGACACACCCCCUGGGCGCCAGCGGCCUGGGGAGCCGCUCGGAGACGGGGGCGUGGCGGGGGGCGGGGGCGGCGGCGGACCCGGACCCCGAAUCCAGCCGACGGCUCUCUCUGCAGGAGCGCCACGCGCCCCUGGACUCACGGACGCCGCAGAGACACGGCUCGGACCCCGGGAGCUAGGGGGAAACGGACAGGGGGGGUCACCUGCCUCGGCCCGCCCCUCGCCCGGGGGGGGGGGGUCAUACCCCGUGGUCGCCGAUUCGCCAGGGGGUCAGAGACACGCCCACAGAGGAAGUGCCAGAUUCCCCCCCCCCCCGAUCGGUUUUUUUCUCUCCCUGCUUCCGGAACGUUCUCUGCACUGCCUCGAGGGGCGGGGGGCGGGGGGGGGGGGGGUUAGACUUCUAACGAUCAGCCUCGGGGUCUUUUCGCUCUUUAUUUCGCCUCCUGUUCCUUGUGACAGAGGAGAGAAGCACCAUCAAACUACUGAAAUGCAUUCUGGGCAACAACAAAAAAAAAUGAAAAGAAGACAAAGGAAUAAAGGUGGCGCAGCUGUUUUGCUGACACCGAGAGACGCUGUUUGGGAACACGGUCGGGGUGUUUUUUGAAAAAUUCCCUUUACUGCUGUAUUUGGCACUGGGUAACUCUGACGAGCGUUACCCAUGACUUUUAUCUGCUACUGACACUGUAUAUAAGGUAUUAUGUCCUUUUAAGGACAUAUACAUAUGCCUGUAUGUAAGGUAUAUGUCCAUAUACCUGUAUAAGGACACAUACACAGACGUGUGUAAGGUACAUGUCAUUUGGCCUUCUGAAAAUUGCCUGGCAAACUUGAGCGUUAGCUGGUCUAACGUUGGGUGGUGUCCUGUCCCGCUAUUGGCCAAUUACUCGCACCUGGUUCUUCGGGAUUGGGGUGGCUGAGCAGCUCGGAUUCUGCCCAGAUAAAAACUGUAAUUCUCUGCUCCUUUGAAAAAAAAACAACAACAAGGGGUUGAAAAAAAGCCAUGAACUCUUUUUUGCGAACAUAUCAAACUCUUACGUGUAGGUUGAAUGGAAACGGGCCUGAAAGGGUACGCUAACGCUAGCUAUAAAGCGGAGUGAAUCGGUAUAUGUGUGCAGUUAUGUAUUGUGUGUACUGCAUCAGAUUUAGUUUCAGAGGUGUGCCUGAGCCAAGCUGUCGCUCUAGCUUCUGACAAUACGGCUUCCCUUAUGAAAAAGUGAUACACGCAUUUCCAAAAACACACACCGAUGGGUUCGAAUAAUUACUCUGCGCAAUUUACUGCCAUUUACCGCCAUGUGCAAGUUAUGUGUGUGUGUGUGUGUGUGGGUAGAAUAUAUUUGUAAAAUGACAUCGUAAAUAUAUAGUUUGUAGUCUAUGCGCAAUAUAUUGCAUGUGCACAUAUGAACUUUUCUAAUAUAUGCUUGAUAUAGAUGUGAAAAUUCUUAUUUGGAUUGACUAUGUUAUCAUACAACAUAUAUAUAUACAGUUACAAUAUUUAUUUGCUUUAAGGUAAACUCCAAAAAUAGAAUAGUUUGUCUCAUCUCUAAUUUGUCACACACUGUACUUUAGGCCUCAGUGAAUAGAAUGUAGAGAAGUCUAGCCAAAACCAAGAUGUCCGCCUGAUGUAACUCCCCUUUCCCUAUUUGUAAAACUGGAAAUCUCCCAAAAAGCAAUUCAUUUUAUGUUGAGCUGUGCAGCAACAGCUGUGACACCAACCUUCAGAUUACAACUCCUUAAGCACUAGACAAAAUCGCUGUUGCAAUGUAUAACUUUUUCAUAAGGGCUGGGUUUUUUUUUUUUUUGUUGCACAGAACACAGGAGAGUGAGCUUCGAUCCCGGGUUCUGACGACAAGCAAUACCGAGAUACUUUACCUGCCUGUGGUAACCACGUGUGUACUUCUCUGUGGUUUACAUUGAAUGAUCCACAUUUGCAUUGCCAGACCUUCGCAGUGGUUAUGAAGACAGGUGAAUGCUCAUUACAGGUGACAGGUGGGCUCGUAACUCGAUUUGAAACGGGUGCAAUCGCCUCCAUUAUCGAUGUUUGCGGGAUUGUCAAAAUGGCCGCUCGCUCGUGGCCAGAAAUACGUUGUUACAGGCCUUCUUGUGUGCGAGCGUCCAUCGAGAGAUUCACAACAACAACAACACGUGCUCCUGCUCCCAAAUCCGACUGCACGUCCUGCUUGUCUCGGGCUGGUGUACUUGUUUGGGUGGGUUUUCUGGGUUUUCUGUGCUUCCAUAUUUGACCUGUCAGGGUGCCAAUUAGCAGGCGUAUUGAGAGAGAUAUGCAUGCAUGUACGGCUCUAACAAUUACCCAGAGGGGAAAGGGUUUGGGGUCAAGGCAACUGCAUACAAAUUACAUCGACGGAGGGAGGCAGUGGGCUGGUUAACUGUCACUGAAGGCAGAAAAUCUCACAGCAGAAACCAAUGAAAAAAAGAUUUUUUUUUUUUACUCUCAUGAUUUCCCUUUAGAUUGUCUGUAUGCACCUCCUUCCAUCCUCUCUGUAUGAUUUUUUUUUUUUUUACUUUGAGGUCUGUCAGUUGCAAACAAGGCCCUGAACCCUGAAAAUCCCAAAGUACCUCAUCUUCAGCCCUCUGUGUGCAAGUAAACAUUUCUUUCCUGUAAUGAAGAUGAACUUGUGGCACAUAUCGUAAGCUAGGCUGAACGUCCUGGUCGGCCGAGUCUCUCUCUCCUCUUGGUCAUUUCAGGUCCCUUCUCACCUGCACUGAGCACCUGAGCACCUGAGCAGAGGUGCAGCUCAGGCUGUCCGCUCUGUGGGCUGUCUGAAAGGAAGGGCCCGGAUUGGCUGUCCUGUUGGCGGGUCAGCUAGCUUUCACUUUCACACUUACAGGGGGGAAAAAAGAGACCAUCCUUUACAACUGUGGCAACCAGCCUGUACCUGGAGAUCUUUCAUCCUGUAGGCUUUCACUCCAACCCCUGAAAAAGGAGUUAGGGGGGUCGGAGUGACAGAGUCGAUCUUGUAACCUGAAGGUCGCAGGUUCGAUUCCCUGGGUAGGAACACUGCCGGUGUACCCUUGAGCAAGGCACUCAACCUGCAUUGCUCCAGUAUAUAUCCAGCUUGUAUAACUGGAUACGAUGCAAGUUGCUCUGGAUAAGAUAAUGUAAUGUAAUGUAACAAAGCACACCUCAUUCAACAGCUAGAGAUCUGCACUGAGCUGUUGACUAGUAGAGUCAGGUGUGCCGAAUUAGGGUUGAAAUGAAAACCUACAGGAUGGUAGGUCUCCAAGGAACAUGGUUGGUCACCACUGCUCUACAAGUCGGUGUAAACGGGCCUCAUUCCCUGGGCUCUUUUACCAGGACAGGAAGUAACGCAGAAGUGCAGGAUCUCUAUUCUGAUUAAGGAUCUCUGACAGAGCUCAGCGCUCAUCUCCCAACACCAGGACCACACCCCCUCUCUUUGAAGGGGAAAUUACAAGUGUGUCUCACGCUUUCCUGUACUCAAGAAGGGCCACUUUCAGUAUUGCCUGCAAAACCCAUAAAAGUCAUACCUUUAAAUUCUACUGUGUUUUUACCCAUGGAAAUAAUACUUCUCACCAGACCUCACACACAACCUUUCUGAUUUUGUUUCCUUUAGUGUCAGUGCAGGGGGAGGGGGGCAAGCAGAAAUGGAUGUGUAACCGAUCGAAAGCAAUGCCGUCUUAGAAUGUUUUAUUGAUUUGCACAUACUGUUAUGGGUUUUCACUUUGUGGUUAGAUGGAAUAGGCCACUUAGGUUUCAGUAGUCAUUAUCAUAAUGUGAUUCAGACCAGGUACAGUAGCUCUCAGGUACCUUGAUAUAGAAGGUACAGUAGCUUGUAAAAAAAAAAAACUGAAAAGAAAGGUUAUAAUGUACUCCUAAGGGGCUAUUUAUUAAAUAAUUUUUGACAUUUUAGUCUUUGUGAAGCUUUAUCUUCUGAUAUUCAAUGCUUGGCAUGCUGCAAUGGAAAAAUAAAUAGUACUUUUUCAUUAUUUGCUUAA
Molecule: messenger RNA, 8442 nt
Organism: Anguilla rostrata (American eel)
Lineage: Eukaryota; Metazoa; Chordata; Actinopteri; Anguilliformes; Anguillidae
Product: potassium voltage-gated channel subfamily H member 2-like
Exons: 15
Coding region: 972-4652 (1226 amino acids)
Biological process (GO): regulation of heart rate by cardiac conduction; membrane repolarization during action potential; regulation of ventricular cardiac muscle cell membrane repolarization
Cellular component (GO): plasma membrane
Molecular function (GO): inward rectifier potassium channel activity
Source: RefSeq, a predicted model, not a curated record